CCAACCCACGCCAGUUCCAUUGCGACAAUCCACUCCAUCUCUCCAGCUUCUCCAUUUUCGUCUCUACCAGCUUCAUAGCCACCUCUUUCCCCCCACAAGCCAGCUUCUCACCGAAACCGCAAUCAUGAAAGCUCUUAUUCUCGUUGGAGGGUUUGGCACCCGUCUUCGACCUCUCACUCUCACGCUUCCGAAGCCGUUGGUGGAGUUUGCCAACAAGCCUAUGAUCUACCAUCAGGUCAAAGCACUCGCCGCCGCGGGCGUCACAGACAUUGUGCUCGCAGUAAACUACAGACCAGAAAUCAUGACCGAGGCACUGCAAAAGUAUGAGAAAGAGUUUAAUGUUAGAAUUGAAUUCUCUGUCGAGACCGAGCCCCUGGGCACCGCUGGGCCUCUCAAGCUUGCUGAGAAGAUUCUAGGCAAGGACGACACGCCUUUCUUCGUCCUCAACUCGGAUGUCAUCUGUGAAUACCCAUUCAACGAGCUAGCAGAGUUCCACAGACAACACGGGCAGGAGGGUACAAUCAUCGUUACCAAGGUGGAAGAGCCUUCGAAAUACGGUGUCAUUGUGCACAAGCAUGACCACCCUUCGCGCAUUGAUCGCUUUGUGGAGAAGCCAAUUGAAUUCGUAGGCAACCGCAUUAACGCCGGUAUCUACAUCUUCAACCCCUCCGUGCUUAAGCGCAUCGAGCUUCGCCCAACCUCGAUCGAACAAGAGACCUUCCCCGCCAUCUGCAAGGACGGACAGCUCCACUCCUUUGACCUAGAAGGCUUUUGGAUGGAUGUUGGACAGCCCAAGGACUUUCUGGCUGGAACUUGCUUAUACCUCUCAUCGCUAACCAAGAAGAACUCCAAAGAACUUACUCCUGUGUCGGAGCCCUUCGUAUAUGGUGGUAACGUUCUCAUGGACCCUUCCGCAAAGGUCGGCAAGAACUGUCGUAUUGGCCCUAAUGUGACGAUUGGGCCCAAUGUAGUGAUUGGAGAUGGCGUUCGUCUCCAGCGGUGUGUGUUGCUAUCGGGUAGCAAGGUCAAAGACCACGCUUGGGUUAAGUCAACUAUAGUUGGCUGGAACAGCUCUGUUGGAAGGUGGGCUCGCUUGGAAAAUGUGACUGUUUUAGGAGACGAUGUCGCAAUCGGGGACGAAGUCUACGUGAAUGGUGGAUCCAUUCUUCCACACAAGACUAUCAAGCAGAACGUUGACGUUCCCGCUAUCAUCAUGUAAAAGAAAAAAAAAAACACCCUUCCCCCAAUGACACAGCCUCUCGACUCCCGCCACGGCGCAUCGUUCAAACAGUUUUUAAUACCCCAGCAUAUCAGUAUUCGUGUAUAUCAUUAGUU
Molecule: messenger RNA, 1335 nt
Organism: Pseudovirgaria hyperparasitica
Lineage: Eukaryota; Fungi; Ascomycota; Dothideomycetes; Acrospermales; Acrospermaceae
Product: putative mannose-1-phosphate guanyltransferase
Exons: 5
Coding region: 125-1219 (364 amino acids)
Biological process (GO): cell wall mannoprotein biosynthetic process; GDP-mannose biosynthetic process
Cellular component (GO): cytoplasm
Molecular function (GO): mannose-1-phosphate guanylyltransferase (GTP) activity; GTP binding
Source: RefSeq, a predicted model, not a curated record